Messenger RNA from Lolium rigidum, 990 nucleotides. RefSeq names its product aquaporin SIP1-2-like. The coding region runs from base 58 to 792 and encodes 244 amino acids. The record is from RefSeq and is a predicted model, not a curated record. Gene Ontology annotation, biological process: transmembrane transport. The transcript has 3 exons. Gene Ontology annotation, cellular component: membrane. Gene Ontology annotation, molecular function: water channel activity. NCBI's taxonomy places the organism in Eukaryota, Viridiplantae, Streptophyta, Magnoliopsida, Poales, Poaceae.
CGUGGGAGCCAAAAUCAACCAAGACUCGGCAGCACACGGAAGGAAUCGAACGCUGCGAUGGCGAUGGGUGCGGCGGUGCGCGCGGCGGCGGCGGACGCCGUGGUGACCUUCCUGUGGGUGUUCUGCGCCUCCACGAUCGGCGCCUCCACGGCCGCCGUCACCACCUACCUCAGCCUGCACGAGGGGAUCCAGUACGCCCUCCUCGUCACCGUCUCCAUCCUCGCCCUCCUCCUCUUCGCCUUCAACCUCCUCUGCGAAGCCCUCGGCGGCGCCUGCUUCAACCCCACCGACGUCGCCGCCUUCUACGCCGCCGGUCUCACCAGCCCCUCGCUCUUCUCCAUCGCGCUCCGCCUACCAGCACAGGCUGCCGGCGCCGUGGGCGGGGCGCUGGCCAUCUCGGAGCUCAUGCCGGGGCAGUACAAGCACAUGCUCGGGGUGCCCUCGCUCAAGGUGGAUCCCCACACCGGCGCCGUCGCGGAAGGGGUGCUCACCUUCGUCAUCACCUUCACCGUCCUCUGUGUCGUCGUCAAGGGACCCCGCAACCCCAUCGUCAAGACAGCCAUGCUCUCCCUCUGCAGCGUCUGCCUCAUCCUCACCGGUGCCGCAUACACCGGACCUUCAAUGAACCCUGCCAACGCAUUUGGCUGGGCGUAUGUUAACCAUCGACACAACACCUGGGAGCAGCUGUAUGUCUACUGGAUAGGCCCCUUUAUUGGUGCCAUUCUUGCUGCGUGGACCUUCAAGGCCGUGUUCCUGCCACCGCCCCCUAAGCCCAAGGCAAAGAAAGCAUGAUGAACUGAAGCAAAAAAAACUUUAACUCAGCAACCGGCUACAAAUGUUAAUUCUGAAGAAGCCAAUUUGCCAGAAGAACAAAGCAAUAAUUUAUGAAUGAGCUUAGUUACCUCAACCUUUUCGAAAAAAAAGUUACCUCAACCUUACACCAAUGUUUAACUUACAGUGGUAAUCUAUCGAUCGUUCAUGUUCACUGUC